AUGGCCGACGAGAGAAACCCGGUCACGGAUGCCGGAAAGAGGCCGAGAACUCGGCAACGCAUCCACAAAGCUCCGCCAGAGUUGGAAGUCCCGGAUAUUAACAACGAUGCCGCUGAAAGGAAAAGGGUUCUGAACGUACUAGCGCAGCGUCGUUAUAACGGAAUCUCAGAGACCAGCACCAGUAAACCCGCAGGGGCGUGUAGCGGUGGGGUGGAGGAAAACCCAGCACUUGCUGUAGAGUCACUUCCUGGCGUAUCGUCGGCGUCUGAUAUAAACCUUAACAACUGGCCUACGGACAGUCUUGUCCCUACCAGUUUGGCCAGUCAAGCCGAAGCCGAAACGGAUUAUGGGGUCGCUGCAACUGCGGCACAUCUCAGUUUCGACCCUGUAAUGCCUGAUAUACUGACAUCAGAAGAACCUCUGGCCAUCGACCCCUCGAUACUGGACUUCUCGUCUGACUCUUCUACCACGUCAGGCAUCGUGGACUCUACACAAAUAUCCUGGACCUUUCCAGAUUCUUACCUCCUCCCAAUGCCAGAGCUCAAGUUGCUUCAGGCCUUUCUCCGCAUCGCAAGCUGUCUGCAAUGCGAGGCCAGCAUGUGGGAUCUCAACGCCAUCUCUCCGUUCAAUGACCCGACUUUGUCUCCGAUGCCCACUAUGAUGGCGACGAGUUGGGCGCCAACUGAGAGCCAAAGGACCGUUGUACACCACCCGCUCUUCGACUUCCUCCCUUGGCCUUCGGCACGGGACAGACUUAUUGCCAUUUUUAGCAUGCCCGAUGAAUUCAGACCCGCGGAGGCUUCGGGCCCGCUGGCCCUGGUCAAGUUUGCUUACGAUAUGGAGGACAGUGCCGAGGGAAUGCGGAUCUGGGGGUCUUCUCCAUGUGACACGAGCGGCUGGGAAGUUGGUCAAGUGCUAUUCGAGCGGUGGUGGUUCAUCUUUGAUCGCCAAAUCAUUGAGCAAAGCAAUCGCUGGAGGAAUCUCAGGGGUGCGCCGAGUCUCCGAUUAAAAGGGCCGAGGGUGGAAAACAUGCCACCAGAGCACGGCGAUAUUGAUCCAUAG
Molecule: messenger RNA, 1062 nt
Organism: Neoarthrinium moseri
Lineage: Eukaryota; Fungi; Ascomycota; Sordariomycetes; Amphisphaeriales; Apiosporaceae
Exons: 2
Coding region: 1-1062 (353 amino acids)
Source: RefSeq, a predicted model, not a curated record